AUGAAAGAUCUUGGACAUUUAAGUUAUUUUUUGGGACUUGAAAUAACUUUCGACAAAUCCGGUUACUAUUUAUCACAAGCUAAGUACGCAACUAAUCUCAUAUCUCGAGUUGAUAUUACUGACACAAAAGUUGUUAACACACCCUUUGACUCCACAAAACAUUUGGCUGCUACUGAUGGUACUCCACUAAGUGAUGAAACACUUUAUCGACAACUAGUUGGUAGUAUUAUAUAUCUUACUGUCACUCGGCCAUAUGUUGCAUAUGCUUUCCAUAUCGUGAGUCAAUUUAUGUCAUCUCCUCGUACAAAUCAUUUCUCUGUCGCUCUUCGUAUAUUACAAUACAUUAGAGGAACUUUAUUUCAUGAACUAUAUUUUGCUCACUCUUCUCAUCUAGAGUUACAAGCAUACUCUGAUGCUGGUUGGGCAGAUGAUCCGACUGAUCGUCGAUCCACUACUGGCUAUUGUUUAUUUCUUGGCACAUCUCUCAUUUCAUGGAGAAAUACUAUCUCUGAGCUUCUUUGGCUUCAAUGGUUACUUCAAGAUAUGGGUGUUCCUGCAUCCGCUGCUAUUCCACUUUUCUAUGAUGCUCUAAAUCGGUUCCGUUACAGGGAAGAUUCGUGUGAUCUCGCGAAGCGUCACAAAGGUCACGUGAAGUGGCACAGUGGUCACGCGAAGCGGCACGAUGGUCACACGAAGAGGCAUCGCGUUACUUGA
Messenger RNA from Impatiens glandulifera, 714 nucleotides. RefSeq lists its product as uncharacterized. The record is from RefSeq and is a predicted model, not a curated record. Lineage: Eukaryota; Viridiplantae; Streptophyta; Magnoliopsida; Ericales; Balsaminaceae. The coding region runs from base 1 to 714 and encodes 237 amino acids. The transcript has 3 exons.